AUGGCGCACCCAAUGGAACGUUCGGGCUUACGACCACCGAGGCUGAACGAUGGCGCGGAGAACGUCAAGCUGCCGGAAGACCUGUGGCUGCAGCUGGGCCUUGCAUUGAUUGUGGCCAUUUUAGAUUUGGCCUGGCGCCUGCGCAACCUUGCUUGGGUCAAGGACUUUUGCCAAGGAGCCUACGGUCACCUGGCCGACCCAGUCAACAAACUGCGAGUGAAGGUCUACACCCUGAUUUUUGCAAGUUUUUCCUUUGGCCUCAUAAUGCCCAUCUUUGCGCCCUGGGAGCACGCGGAGAAGUGGGUGAGGUGGCACCCUUAUAACGUUGAUGCAGAGCUCCUUUGGCGCGGAACCUUUGCCACCUUCGCCUUGGCGUUCUUCCUGACUGCCGCGAAUCGCAAGGUGAACAGCUCCAUCGUAGCCUUCUUUGCAGCUCAUGGUGUUUGCCACAGUUUGUCCAUGUUCAUCGACAAUCGUGUUUUUCCAGCUGACGGCAACGACAAUGUGGAGCACAUACUGGAGAUUUGGUUUGUUCCACUUCUUUGUGGGACGAGUUGUUUGGUAUUUGCAUGA
Molecule: messenger RNA, 573 nt
Organism: Durusdinium trenchii
Lineage: Eukaryota; Dinophyceae; Suessiales; Symbiodiniaceae
Source: the annotation of a GenBank genome assembly